Molecule: messenger RNA, 16149 nt
Organism: Cinara cedri
Lineage: Eukaryota; Metazoa; Arthropoda; Insecta; Hemiptera; Aphididae
Source: the annotation of a GenBank genome assembly
CCACACUUCGGGUCACAGUCAUGACACCGAGACGCCAAGGUCCGUUUCUCGCGGGCGUUUUGCUCGUAUUAGCGUGCUCGACGCAACAGGCAAGUACAGAACCGUAUACCGAAACAUAACACUCGCAGAACUACCGUUUUGUUUGCUUUUUUUCGCGUAAAAUUUACCCGGUAAAUCUCCAAGGUUCCCGUGAACUCCGGGCCGAAAUGUAUACGCAUUCGUUUAUGCCAUCAACGUUUCGAAUGCCUAUGUAUCAGCUGUGCACCGACGGUCAUCUGCUAUAUGAUAUAUUAAUAUUCUAUUUUCGCGUGCCGUGUUACAGGGCCGCGGUAUGAGAAACAUAUUCUCCGGCUUGGGAUUCCUGCGCGCGCCCACGCCCACGCAGAUCGUAACGGCCGCGGAAACGUUCAACAAAAACGACGACCAAGAUUGCGAUUGCAGUGAGUACCUCUAUUUAAUACCCGAUACAAAAUACGUAUUGUAAUGUAUACGUUACCGGCAAUAUUGAUGUUCCGGUAUUAUUCACAAUGCCUAGUUAUUGUGAAUAAUGCUGCAAAAAACACCAGGAAAUGUGCACAAUCAUUAUAAUGGCUGAGUAUUAUGAAUAAUGCCCAAAGUAAAUUAAGCGAUACAAUUGAAGUACCUACAAACAUUAUAUAAUUAAUAUAAAAACAUGAAAUAAUACACAAAAUGGUGCGAUAUCUUAUCAUAAUCGGGAAUGAACCCCCGAUUCGUUACACAAAACUACGUCGGGUAGGUAAACAGGGAAAAGUCAAAACGAUUACACAGGUGGAACUACAGACAUUUUUUUUUUUUACUUUGCCUAGAAUAAAUUCGGUAUUUCAUAAAACGCCUAGGAAUCACGUAAAAUACCUAGGUAAUGUUUGAAAUAAUAUUGUAUAUCAUACAUUUUAUUAAUAUUGCCUAAAAUCAGUCGGUUAUACCUAUAUAUGAUGCCUAGGUAUUAUGCAGAAUACCUAAACUAUCAAUAAUGCCGGUAACAUAUACAAACUGUUUCGUUACUCGGGCUGGCUAUAAAGGCUAAAGUGGUAAUAUAGUUUGUUGGCGAGUUGAAAUCAAGUAUUGAAAAUUCGUACUUUUGUGAACGUAACUAUAAUAAUUAUUGAACUCAAUCCGCGAACGGUUUAAAUUCUGCGACGUAUUUGGCGCCGAAUAAUAUUCCGAUCGAAUGAGUUUAAAAAAAAUAUGUAAAAACUACCUACUUGCUUCGAGAUUUUUUCCAUUUCGAGUAUGUACCGAUAUAUUUGUUUCAAAUCUAUGUUAUGUAUUAUAUAUUUCAAAUGUGAUUCUAUACCUGAUUGUAUAUUGAUGUUUCGUAUAUUUGUAUCAUCCUAAUGAGUCUUUGGUACAGGGAGAAGAAAGACUCAAUGUUUUUUUGUUUUGAUCAUUUUUGUCUUGAAUAAUUUCCCCCCUUAAUUGUUGUGAUGUAAAUGACAUACACGUAUUAUACUGAAAAUUAAAAUAUCUCGAAUCACUAUGAAGCAAUUGUUCCAAUAUGUCAUUUAGCCAAUUUUCAAACUUAUUAAAUUAAUACGUUAGCGUAUUAAUUACGUUUAGAUUUUGGUUGGAUUUAAAUUAAUUUAUUGAUACACAGUCGAGAUUAAAGUGCAACACAGAAAACAUAAUAAUGGCAAUGAAUUGUGUUAGAACGAUAACAUCAAAUUCUAAAGCAAAAUAUGUAUGAUAUACCUAUCUGAAUUGAUAAUAUUUUUUUUUUUUUUUUUGAAAUUUCAUUAUUUGCAAAAAGAGACAUUCCGUCUGGAGAGGUCUGAGACGGAAGUCCCAAUAUAAAUAAUUAAUAAGGAAACACUAAAAAAAAAAAAAAAUAAUAAUAUAUCUCAGAGGAGAUACUCCUGGUACCGUAUCAAGGGAGAUACGGUACCUUGCACCACCACCUCCCCCCCACCGAUUCGAGCACUGGAUACGCGUCAUUGGAAGUUCGCUAAUUUGUUCAAAUCGAAUUUUUAAUUAAAUACUAUAAAUUAAAACUAAAAUAUAGGAGAUGGCUACUUUACAGUUUUAAUUUUUUUUCUGGCAGUCUAUAAUUGUAAAUGAUGAUAAAGUCGAAUUCGUUUUCGCAAACUUUAAAAACGUACAGACAGACACAAAAUUUACUUUUUAAUUAAAAGUUUAAAUUAUUAUUAAUUUCCCCAUAAUAUUAUACCUAUGCUGCUUUUAGUUAUAUAUAAUUGGGAAAAGCGAAUCCACAGUAGGUUAUAUUUUCGUUUUAAUUAUAAAGUUCAAUAUUUGCAAAUAGAAAUUAAGUUAAUUUAGGCCUGUACAUAAAUUACUAAUAAAGUUUCUUUUGGUAUGAACAGAAUAUUGUAUAACUUAUCACUAAUAAGUUAUAAGUUAUUAAUAUAACCCUUAGAAAGUAUAUAAACUGGCUGUAUAGUUUUAUGAAAUAAAACAAAAUUUACCGCCACUUAAUACGAACAUUUUCAUAUUUUAAAUUUAUAAUGUGUAAACCAAAUGAUUACAAUAUAAUAUGCAUUAUAUUAUUAUAGGUAACUAUAAUAGUACUAUAGAUUGCGAUGUAAUUGAUUUCGUAGAAAACGAUUUUAAUUCAAAAAAGUCAAUUUCUAUUCGAUAAACUAAUCUUUUUCUUGUAAAAUUGGGCCGGAGCAUAAACACUUCAAGACUAAAUUACGAAAACCAAAAAUAAUUUGAAGAACAAGUUAAUUUUGUACAAAAACUGCUAUAUAUGGCGUGCUACGGUAUCCAAAUCUGAAGAGUCGCCAAAUCUUCAAACCUACGAAAAAUCCAAUAUUUUCAAUCAAUAACAAUCUAUUUGAUAACGGGUACUCCUCCUCGCGUCUUCGAAUCUUAGCUACACUCCGAUCUGCAAAUAAAUACCAUCUCUAAAACCACGUCCAUCGUCUCUAAACGAUCCCGUUUGUCGAAUCAUAUAAAUCCCUUCACUAUAGAUCGUAACUAUGACAACAUCCCCGGAAACCCACCUAGACGAUUAGUUCGUCGUCGAUGUAGUAUAGACACCUCGCAAACUCUUAACAAUAAUGUCAACUAUAAUCAUUGCUGAAAAUAUCGACACUGGAUGGCUUAUUUAUUUCGGUUUUUCUUCUCGCCGUGUUAUCAAACCGCCCAUACCGUCCGUUUUGUAAACGUUAUUUACAGAUUGUGUGUUUUUUUAUAAAUAUUAUUUUAAAAAAGCAACCACAAAAUCAAUAUUCAAAGUUGUUAUAUUAUUAAGUCCGCGCGAAGGAUGACAUUGACCCGCGGCUUCUCUGCGAACGCCGCCGACCGUUUUUUUAUUUUAAUUUAUACCCACGUAUAAUCAUAGUUUUUGCCGGUAUCGUACUAUUUUUGUCCGUUUUCAAAUUUGCAUUUUGAUUCGUUUCGACCGUUUGUGUCCGUACAAACUUAUAUCGUAAUAAUCGAAAAAAAUAUUAUAAUAAUGCAGACAUCUGAACCGAAAUAUUUCCCCGGCUUUUUUCGUUUGAUGUAGUGUACGCGUCGCACGAACGCGCAGAUCACAUUAUAUUACAGAGAAGAUUUGAAAUACUAUACGCCGUCGCGGGGGGUCCGCCGAAAUGUCCGAGCAUUACGUUUGGCCGCCACCUAUAGGGGUAUAUUAUUCUUCUUAUUAUUAUUAUUAUUAUUAUUAUUUACUAUUAGUUAUUACGUUUUCAAAGUCGUGCUGGCGGCCAAACGCAUCGGCCCGUAAAUAUUCGAAAGGUAUUGCGCGUCGGACCAAAGUCAACGUCCGUAAUAAUAUCGGGGACUUCACUCGGACAUUAUACGAUUCGGUCGCGUCUCCGACAUAAUAUAUUCGCGAAAACCAUCCGACCGGUCGACCGUCGCAAAAGAAAAAAAAAUAAUCGAAAAAAAAAAAUAUAUAUAUAUAGUACCCACGCAGAAUCGUAUUUCGACCCGAAAAACCGAUCAGCUUUGACCGCGUCGUGUGAUACUUUGCGGACUCGCGCCCGGCUUUUGAUUUUUCCGAAACGAAUUACUACUACUACUACGUAGUAUUACGCGUGCGAUUCGUGUUUCCCCCCUCCCCCCCAAGCAAAGGUUUCAUAUUGGCCGAGAACGGCGCAUUACAUGUAUGUAUACGAUUCGUACCAACGCGCGUUCAAAGGAAAACAAAUAUAUGCAGGUGUAUCCAAUGCGCAGUCGGGACCGAUGCAGUGUAUGCGGUAGUACAAACGAACAAUUUUCUUUGAUCGCGUUUGUGUGCGAAUUUUCAAUACCCAGGUGACUUCCUACCGUCUCCGUCGCCAUUGCGAACCGCGGUGACCCGUAAAAAUAAUUACAAAAUAUAAAUCUAUAUAAUGUGAUACUACAGCCACUGUACGAGUGUCGGUGACGCGAACGAGAAAAAUAAUAUACAUUUAAAAUCAAAAGAAAACAUUUCUAUUUUCGAUAACGAGAAAUGCCAUCACUGUAAAGAUAUUUAUUUUUUUUGACGGUAAAAUUUUAAAUCAAAUCGGUUCUGUACGAAAAAAUAUUAUUUAAUGUCAACUAUACGUAUUAUUUUUCCCGUUUCUCGCGGGUACACGAUUAAUCGCCACCUUUUACACGCAAAAAGCUUACACUGAUACUGGAUAUAUAGAUAGGGAAUGCUGAAAUAAAAGCAGAUCUAAAAAACGGUUACAAGAAAAGACUAUGAAUAAUACCUAUACGAUCGCAGAUUACCUUUUUUUACUACCUACCUACAUCUUAUCCCGUCAUAGACAUUGGUACAAUUUGUUUGCCACAACAAUCAUUUUGAGUAGGAACCGGAGAAUACUGUUGCGAUGAUGACUCACGUCUAACGUCAGUUGAUGAUAAUAGGUAAUCUAGGUAUAUUAUACCAUACCGUUGAAAUCUAUAAAAUCAAAAUUUCAUAAAAUUGAUCUGAAAUUUGUUUUAAAUUGUAUAAUAAGUAGUUACUGUGUAGGUACCGGGUAUCUGUUUAAACACAAUAAAAGUAUAACUGCAACAAUAAUCGUAACACUUUGAGUUUCCAGCUGCACGCGCGGCUUCAUUUCACUUAUACUAUUUCCAAUGUAAGUACUGUUCUAAAGUCGCCAGUUGCUUCAUGUAGGACAUUUUACCAUUUAUCUAAUACGAGACGACUGAGUGAUUUAAGCAUUUAUUUUAAUCGUUUUCGCCUGGUAAAAAAUAUGAUUUAUAAAUUAAAAUAGUAAAUAUACCUAUAAUAUUAAUAGCAAAUUUGUUUUAUGCGUGUUUUGACAUUUACCAAAUGCAUACUGUCUAAGAUAAUAUUUCAACAUAUAAAAUAGGUACAAUUUAAUAGAAUUAUUAUUAGAAACAAACUGGCCUUUAUUAAAUGUUUACCUAAUACAAUUUGUUUUGAAUUUAUUAUUGGUUCUCUCUCGAUGCCAUUUUUCAAAUUUUUAUUACAUUUCGCAGAUUCUAAUACCUAUAUCUCAAUAUCGUACGUUGUUUUACAAUCAACAGAUAGCGGCUUUAUCAAAUCUAUUUUUCUUUUUUUAACGGGGUUUUUCUUUUAUUUGCAUGGUAACACGCAAUAUUUCAGCCAAAUAGACAUUUUGAAAACUACCUAUUUUUAACUUCUGCAGUUUCGAAUAACAGUCUUAAUUUUUUCAAGCGACUUUUUUUUUGUUUUUUUGACUAAUAACAUGUACGUAUUCCUAUCUGAAAAAUUACUGUCUCGAGUUUAUCGAAAAAAUAUGAUUUUUCUGAAUUUUCAAUAAAUAAAAACGUUAAAUGUGUAAUUUAAUAAUGAUCUUACUUACAAAUUUUUUCCCACAAAACAGCAGUCAAAUUAUUUCACUUUUAAAGUUAUGCGUUUUAAAUUUGUUGUAAAAAAAAAUCCAAUCGCAAUCGACCGGUAGAUCGCGGACAAUUUCAAUAUCGAUCUCCCUUUGUUAGAAUUCAUUUAUAUACAACUAGUAGAUAAAUCACCGAUAAUUUCCAACUUAUUACAUCGGUUUUAGUCAGUUUAUCAAGUAAUGCUGUUCAACAGAUAUUAUUAUGUGGCCAAUUUUAUUUCUGGUAUAUCAUAAUACCAUAUUGAUAUUUGUCGUAAAAAAAAAAGUGUGAUGAAAAACAUUAUUCAAACUAUAGAAUUUAAUUUUAUUAUUUGUACAUGUAUGGAUAUUAUUAAUACACAUAACCCAUUAUAAAUAAUUAAUAAUUAUACGUUUUUUUUUUUUUUUAUGGAAGUCGAUCGUCAACGGAAAAAUAUUUCUUAAUAGAUCUCGGCCAAAAAAAAAUGCCACCACUGCUAUAAAUCUAUACCACGAACAAAUUAUAUUUCAAUACCCUAGCAUUUUUAUCAUUAGCACAGAUUUGUUCGAUACAAAUAAUACCGAUAUCGCAUAUCGGUCAAUAUUGUAACUAUCGGAAUAUCGGUAUUAUUUGUGUUUUCGGUGUUUUUUACAAUGCCGAUAUUUGACCCGGUAGAAAAAUGUCUCUCGAAUUUGAGCAAAGCGUUAACAAAUCGGUAUGUCAAAAAUACAGGUCUUCAGAAAAAAAUCAUCGGAUGUCCACUAAUAAUAACAAAACAAUUUUAGGUACCUGUUUUGUUAUUAUUAUAAAAUCAUAAACCAUCUGCAGAAUAUAACUGUAAUUAUGUAAAUGCUUUUUUUUUUCGAUUGACUUCGUGCACGGAUGAAACUUCUAUUCGUGCGCGUAGGCUAGAACUACGAAUUAAAAAAAAUAUAUAUAUACACACGAUAUUCAAUUAUAAUAUCAUAUCCGAGUACGAUUGACCUUAAAUAAAAACUAUAUUGUGUUUGGUUGAAAAUACCUAUAUUAAAAACAAUUACCCACAAUACGCAGUUCUUUUCAAAAGCCGUGGUUGCGGAUUUAAAAUGAACUAUACAGAGUGAUUAUUUGAAUAUUAUUUAUAAUAUACGACGAUUUCCAACGUAAUUAAUUUAAUUUUGGUUUUUUUUUUUUUUUAUCAACGUUGUUUUCCAAAAAUAUACCCUUAUACCCGUAAACACGGCCAAAUUUAAUACACGAUAUUGAUAACAACCUCCGAUAUUGAUAUUCUCUUCGAGAUCAAAUUUAAAAUCGUAUUGUUCUAAUUCGGUAUAUCCGACCGCAACCGCGACAGUGUAACGCAUAUCAAAAUUGCUUUUAGACAGAUAUUCUUUUUGCGAACCGGAGUGAAACAGAAUCGAACGCACUCGACAUUUCCGUGUAGUAAUCGCUACGGGUUCGUCAUAAAAGAAUCACUCUGUAUUAUAAUAAACACGUCGUAUGUAUUAUAUUAUUGUUUUAAGACUCCGUGUUUUGUGUGAAUAAAAAAAACAGGUUGUGGAUCUCCGAAUGUCGACACGAAAAUCGUGGGCGGCGACCCGUCGGGCGUGCACGAAUACCCCUGGAUGGUCCGCCUGUCGUAUUUCAAUCAGUUCUACUGUGGCGGUUCGCUGAUCAACGACAGAUACGUGCUGACGGCCGCACAUUGUGUCAAAGGGUAAUGUCAAUCAAACUAUUCAGACUCAAUAAUGAAUUUCGGAUUUUUCAAACUAAAAAAAAAAACAAUGAUCAAUGCAUACAUUUACAUGUCCGCUAUUAUAUAUGAAUACGAGCAAUACUAUGUUCAUAGCAUCUAAUCGUGCUAUAUUUAUUUUUUUCCAAAAUAAACAUAAGGUAAACCACAACGGUUGUGCCACCGUUCCAAUGAAUGCCAUUGGCGUACUGUAUUAUAAUGGAACAAUAGUUUUAAGAGUUGACACGACUUAAACAUUUAAGGAAUGAUAACACAAAUCGAACAUUCUCAACGUUUAUCUAAAGAUUUAUUAAGAUAAUAACCUUUCAUUUAAGAUUAAAUAUAGGACUGUAGUUUUAUAUUGAUAAUUGUAAUUAAUUUUAGAAUGUUCUAAAUUGCUUAAACUGGAUGUCUUUACCCCAAAAAGUGAUUUUACAUUCCGGAAGUCCGAUAUUUCGAUGCCACGAAUGCAGUGAUACUCAAAAAAAGUUUGGAAAACAUUGGACUAGUGUGUUAUUACUACACUAUAAACAUAGUUUAGGCAUCACUGCAUGAAUGUCAAAAAUAAUUUGAAAAAAGGAUAUUAUUAAAUAAGAUUAAUUCGAAGAGACAUAAUCCUCUAAAAUCGUUUUAAAAUUAUAUUUUUCAGUGGUGCAACUAGGGGUGGGUAUAACCCCCUCUUCCUCCGAAAUUUCAGAUUUGUUUAUAAAUUCUACUUGCAUAAGUUAUUUUUAUUGUAAUUACAGACAUUUCUAUGUAAUUUUGAAAUGUUUAAUACAUACUUAAUUUAUUAUUAUAAUUAAUCUAUAUCACCUCCUUCCUCCUUCCUGAAAAUGAAUCCUAGUCGCGCCACUACUAACUUAAAAAAAGUUAUCCGUUUUUCCGUAAACGUGUUUUCAUCAUGCAAUAUUUUCACCUUUAUUUUAUUGGUUCCGGGAGAAAAGUAUUAAAUUCAAUUUUUAAUUUUUUUGUUUUAUAUAACUUGUAAUUUGUUCCCCUUUAUUGUUCGGUUAAAAUAGAAAUUUUCUAACACGUGUUUUACUGAAAAUUAAAUUAAUAUUUUAAAUCACUAUGACGUAUGCUUUUUGUCUGAUUGAAAAACACGUCAUAUAAUAUUUAUACGCCAUUCAGAACGCCAUAUUAAUGUCAUUUAACAGUUUAUCAAAAUUUAAUUUGCUUGCAUUGAAAACUAUGAAAAAUUGACUGAGGACCUUCUUCCCCAGGACCAAUGAUUUAUACCUAUCCGCACGACCAUACGUAAAUACGCAAACAAUUGCGGUUAAAAUAUAACAUAAUAUUAUACUAUAUUAUUAUGUUAUCUUUGCAAUACUGAAUGAAAUUAUUAUUUGCUUAUUAUGUAUUUAUAUCUAAUAGUUAUGUUGUUUGUAUUUAUGCCCUGUACACACACAUGCGUCGGCUCUCGUACAAACACGUUGUACGAUACAUAGAUUCUUUUGGCCGUUGGUCAAAAUCACCUUUGGCGAACACGAUUAUUGCAACGCCACCAGGAAACCCGAAACCCGCUUCGUCCUGAGGACCAUCUUGGGCGAGUUCAGCUAUCUCAACUUCCAAAACGAUUUAGCUCUACUCCGACUCAACGACCGCGUACCGAUGACCGCGACCAUACGGCCCAUCUGCUUGCCCACCGACCCGAGUACGUUAUCUAUACAUAAUUUGUAAUAUUAUUAUUAUUAUUAUUGUUUGUACAUCGGUAAAUGUAUCCAUUUACGGGCGUCUCGUCGUACAACAAUAACAAUGAUUAAUGAUUAUUAUUAUACGUCCAGACCAAGUCAGUAGCGCAGUGGAAAACAAAUUUCGUGAGAGAGAGGAGAGAAUUUCGUGAGAGAAUUCUACAGUUCUCAAAUUGACUAAAAAAAAAAAAAUUAAUUUUCCAUAAUAUUUAAAUUAAUAAGACGAUCGGAAAAUCAUAAUAUUAUAUUUUAUUGGUGCAGUAAACCGCAAUGGAUUACUUAGUUUUUUCCAAAGAAUAACACUAUAUGUAACUAUUUUGUAUGCACUUAAAAAAAGUAAUUGUUUGAAAUAUUUGGGAACGGAGGUUGAAGGGCUAUAGCCCCUCGGCCUACCCCUUGGCUAGGCAUUAUUUUUUUGAACUAAAAAAUAAGCGAAAAUAAACUUUGAGUUAAUAUUUUAAUAAUUCUAUGGAAUAUGUUACAAAUUUCCAUAGCACUCUGCUAUAGAUUUAAUAUUAAAUCAAAAAAAAUAAAAGUCGUUUUUGAAAAGGUAGAUUUUUUUUUUAUUAUUAUUUGUACCAACACUAGCUGUAUUGUUAAUUUUUGACAAAACUCGGGGAAAAUGUCGUGGGUAUUCCGAAUUUUAUCGAAGAACUAAUGGUGAGUUCGAAUUUUGACGAAAAUCAUAAAUAUCACAGCAUUUCCAAACAAGUUUGACCGAACUUCGCUCAGAAUCGUAUUUCACCAGCGACGAUUUAUCGUUGCGUACAAAUAAAAUUUAAAUAAUUGUAUGUGUCUUACUUUCCCGACACCCAGCCUAUUUUUAUUUGCAGAUAAAUUUAAUACAUUUGACGGUGAUAAUAUAAAUAACGAUAAUCACGUAAUAAAAUACCUACUCCGAAUUAUCGUUGGAAGUCUAAAUUUCCAAGUUUGGGUGGGUAUCACCAGCCCCUCGUCUCCGGCCCUGAUCAACAACUAAAACGACAAACUCAUCAUUAAUCCGUUUGAUUCCCGUACAGUGUUUACCAAUACAAAAGUAACAAUGCCAUUUCCACUUUCCGGUGUUCAAUUUAAACGUUAAAAGUAAAUAAUAUUACGUUGAAAGUUUAUGAACAGACGGAUACGAACGGUUGUUUUAAUUAUAAAAUUCAAUUUUAUCCGCAGUCGUACGGUGUAAUCGCGUCGAUAAAUAUACUUUUUGAUGUAAAUGACGGACGGAAAAAGGUUUUUUUGAAUUCACAUCGAGCUAUCUAUACAUAUAAGUACUUAUAUAUGUAUACAUCGUUUUCAUUAGACAAUUUAAUUAAAUCCCGUUUGAUUUGUCAGGACCACGUCAAUUUUUUUUCCCCGUGCGCCCGUGACAUCAGAACGUAAUUAUGACGUACGUUUUUUAUUCAAGUUUCACGUUCCGACGGAUAUUAAUACGUUUUGUACAUGAAUAUAACGGUGGUAGCGGUGGCGGCAGUUUCCUGACGAUAGUUUAUGCUACGAUUAUAAUUAUUUUUGACGUAUGUUAUGUACACAAGCGUGUACCUAUAUUGCUGUGUGUUAAUAACAGUACCUACGAGUGUAGCACCUAUAUGCUGUAGAGUAUAUUGGUGCUUACAAUGGUACGUUGGUUUAACAUCGAUAUUGAUGAAAAAAUAACCGCGCUCUAACGAUCAUGAGAUGAACAAAACAAACAUAUAUAUAUAUAUAUAUAUAUGUAUAUAUAUAUAUAUAUAGAGAGAGAGAGAGAGCCACAAUAAGAGGCGUGAUAUCUGCAGCAGUCAUAAAUAUAAUAGGACAUAGAAAUGCAAUGGUGUAAACGGGGGGAGGGGGGGGAUCAGACCAGGUUGCACACUUGAGACUCUUGAAAAUAUCAAUAGGGUCGCAAUAAUAUAGUUUUGUUACUCCAACAAAAUCCUGUUGUAAUCAAUUUACUUCCGACUUACUUCCUUUUCUAUCCUGAGGCCGAAAAUACAAAUCGCGGCACGAACAAAUACUACCUAUGCCGUGUGUCAAUGAAUACAAUUUUCCCUCUUGGUAUUGUGGCGGCCGAGCUUCAAAUUUCCCUGCUCGUAAAUUCGGUCAUCUAGUCGUUUUUUAGACCUGUAAUGAAUGGGUAUACACUUGUGUACCGUUCGCCAAAUAAUAUUAAGCGUACUAUUAUUAAGCUCCGUAGUUAGUUCUAGGGCAGUAAGUAACAACAUCCGAACAAUUAUUUGUAUAUUAUUUCGAAAUAUUUGAGUUUUUAAUACGAGUCUUUUCGAUCCCCAGCAAAAGUACCGCGAAUCCGAAACGUUUCGUAACACGUGUGUUUACGUACAUGUUUCGACAUAUUAUCGUACGUAUUUUUAAAAUACACACGGAUUAUACAAUAAGCGAAAAAACAGUAUCAGACAUGUUGGGUAUAUUACACAGAAACUAAACAGAAUAAAAAAAAAAAAGUGACAGUAACCGAUCGCGAUACACGACAACUUUGCUUGUAUCGGCUUACACGCGGCAUUUUCGUUUAGUGCCCAUUGAUGGGAAUCGUCACCGACAACGUAACAGUUGAGAAACACAAGGCGGUUCAAUAACAAAUUAAUUUCCCCCCCCCCCGAAACGAAUACGCAGUGUCGCUUGCUGGCCACUGCCUUUUAGCUCGGGCAGACAGCGCGCGUGAGCACGCGAUGUGCUGUUGUUUACUGGUCGACGCCCGUGAUAAAUCGGUACGUGUAAUACCGCGGCGCCCGUACGUCGUGUGAGCAGGUACGACCCGCAGUCCGCGCGCACUACUUUCGCGGGUACAUGCCCGCCCGAUUUAUCAUGUUAUCCGACCGCGUGUCGCGGUUAAGCGCACGCUUCACGAAUAAUAAUAAUAAUAACAAUAAUAACAAUAAUGGUAAGUCGACGCGGACACGUGUUUAACCCGACGGGCUAUGGCAUUCGGUUCCGCGGUGGGAAAUACACGCCUGCGAGCGUUCCGCCUAGAAACGCGUACAAGGCGAUCGGUCCUCCGUAACACGACGGGAAAGUAAAUCGGUUUUUCUCGCGGCAUUUUCUAUCCGGGAAACGUUGAAUGCAACGACAGCUCUGAAACGUCGCACAACCGUCAUAUUCCGUUCGCCUCCCCCCCCCCUAUCGUAUAUAUAUAUAUGUAUAUAUACGGGGGGGGUGGGAGGGGCCGAAACCGCUGCCGCCUUUCGAUUCUCGAACAACGGUAAUCGGUCUCGCGAAAGGCCCGGCACUUUGACGGCGAACGGGCGCGAGGCGAAAAAACGAGAAAAAAUGAGUAUCGCGAUAUCAAGUUUCGGUAAACCGUCGCGGUUCACGGAUCUAACCGGCGGCCAUUCGUUUCGUACCGCAGUUUUCGUCCUGAACGUCGCUUGUUCUCGAUUCACGCCUAACCGGAAUGUUUGUUUAUUAUAAUUGUUCAAAGGGCGCCGGAGUAAACGUCGCACGCGGGACCGCGGUUUCUCGCGAUCGGGCCCCGGGUGUCUUACGGCGGACAGACCAUCCCGGGUACGGGAUUCGCUUAGCCAUCGCCGGUAUCCGCGUCACUACAUUGCGAGUAGGCGUACGGAGUCGAAGCGCCGGCACGAACGCGACUGCCGGACGGUAGGCAAUCGAUUAAUUUGGACGGCGCGCCGCCGUGGAUAACAAUGACGGCAAUAAUUAUGAUGAUCAUCGCGUUUGUGUUUUGCGUUCGUCGUGGGUCGAAACUCCUCCUACGGCCAUACAGGUGUAAUUAUAUAUAAUCGUAUGUUAUGACGGUCGCGUCCACACAAUAUAAACGUACGGGAGGGGCGAUUCGUUUUUUUAUUUUUGUUAUUUUUUUUUUUUUCCUACUAUGAAUAUAUUCAUUUCGAUUAUUUUUUCCGUUAUUUCUCGAUUGUGUAGCCCCGGCACGGCUGUCGAUUGACAGGCCAACGUGUAUUUGCCGCGACGCCCGCUAAUUUCUGAACACGUGGCGAGGCGUAUGCCGGUUUUGCUGCACGGUGUGCGGCUGUUUCGUCCGUCUAGCAAACGACUCGGCCACCCGGAAAUCUCGCGCCGACUUUUCCGAAUACGAAUUUGUGCGCGCCUAUGCGCUGCGAGAUUUUCCCGUCAGUUUUUCCGAAAAUCGUGCAGAUAGAACGUAGACAAACCGAGAACACUUACGGCCAUAACAGUUUGGAUUGCAUUCGAUUUCCUUUUGGUUUGUUGGGAUUCGGUUAAAAAUAACCGUAGCGACUUGAAAAUUGUACAGAAUACUGAUAAUAGCUUGUACCUAGACGCGAAUACGGGUUACAAUUUUCCAAACGUUAUUGUGAUUGCUGUGUUAUUUUUAGACAUUCGAAAUCGUCCAGUUUUUUCCUGUGUUUUAUUUGGUUUGAUUGGGAUAGAAUUGUUUUGAUCGAACAGAAAUCCUUGACAAAUUGUACACAAGUAAGCUCGUGCGAGCUAUUCUUAAAGGUCGAAACACAAGAGUCGAGCGUAAUGUAUAGCAAUUUUUUUUUUUUUUUUUUCAUAAGCGUUUUAAGUUGAAAUUUCGACGAAAAUCGUGAAUAUUAUACGGCCCGCGAGUUUUCGGCUCCUCUAUGCUCUACACAUCUAAAUGUUCACUAAACACUACACACCGCAGCCACGGUGAAACCUGCGGCGGAUCGCGCGGUGAAAUAACGCGACGGCAAAUAGGUAUCGUCGCAAGGCCAAUAUUACCACCGCGUUGUGGCGAAUUCGAAAAUAUCAAAACACACGGGUAUUGAUUUUUAGAAGAACGGAAACCACCGUCACCGCGCCACUGGGACGGUGUGUGUGCGUCGAAUACCCCGCCACCGCCACCGUCACCGCCCGACGGUGUGUGAAAACCACGAUAUUUUAUGCUCUCUAAACCCGAAAACGUAAAACAAAAUAUUAACGAUCGAAGAAACCGAGACUAUCAUCUACUGUUAUAUUACCGUUGCUAUUACUGCUAUUGAAAAUUCCAUGGAAAUAAUAUGGGACGUUAGUUGGUAUAAAAUGUCGGUAUUGAUAUGUUUAAUAUAAUAGGUUGCCAUUUGAGAAUAAAGAAUAGGUAGUGGUUUUACCCCCCCCCCCUAAAAAAAAAAAUAAAAAAAUUAGGGUGGCGAAAAAUGACACGAAUGUAAAAUUGUAGAGCUACUCGUUUCUUGAAUAUUCUAUGAAACAAAAAGUUAACGCUUUCCGAGACAAUGCACAUUAUAUUAUUUUAUUUUUAUUAAUGUGGCGCUACUAUUUUUUUUUGUGUUACAUUCUGGUUCACCGUGGCCCCGUAGCCUUUUAGGGUGUGUGGGACAUUUGAAACGUUGCCAUAAACCAUAGCAUACCACUGCAUACACGCAUUUAAUACUCGUUGUGAGUGGUGGUGGGGGGAAAACGAUUAGGUCCGGGGGGGGGAGGCAGUGCCUCCGGUGGAUACGGGAUUGUUUCGCUAACCGUUUUCACGCUUGUAAUAUUAACGGGCUCCGGCCGUUGAAAAUAUGCACUAAACAAAUAAAUUAUGUCGCACGCAUACGAUCCGCAGACGACUCGUACGAGAACGGCGUGGCCAAAGCGGCCGGCUGGGGUACGCUGUACGAGAACGGCCAGGCCUCGUGUCACCUGAGGCACGUGGACGUGCCGAUCGUCAGCAACGAGGACUGCACCAAGACCAACUACACGGGCGGCCUUAUUACGGAGAACAUGAUUUGCGCGGGACACGAGAAGGGCGGCAAGGACUCCUGUCAGGGCGACAGCGGCGGACCGCUCAUGAGGCAGAUGGCCAACAAUCGGUUCGAAAUCAUCGGUAUACGAAUGUUAUUAUGCGAUUUUUCGACAAUUAAUAUCGUUUACAUAAUAUCUUUGAACAGAAUUGAUGAUGAUGAUAAUAAUAAUAAUAAUAAAAAAAAAAAAAACACGUUGAAAAAUAAAACCUCCCGUGAACAGCGUGAACUCCGUCACUAGUGACGGUUUCCAAUGUUUUCCCUUGUUACCAAGCGGGCAACCCGAUAAAUCAACAACAACGAAAAUAGGCAUCGGAUGUAAACUGCUGAAAACGUCUAUGAAUGUAUCAAAUAAAUUACUGCCGCGAGCGGAAUUCCGCAAAUUUUAAGAUGCUGCGUGAAAAAUCCCAAAAUUUCAGCGGGAGUUAUAAUCCUCAACCUCUCUAGUUGUGCCACCGCGAUAGGUGCCCACCUAACUUCUAUACGGUACAGUCGAAAUCUAAAAACACUAUCUCUACACAGGCGCCUGCUUACCUGUGUAUAGUAAAUAACACUCCGCGUCGUGUUUUAAAAAAAUAAGAGAGUUCAAACCCUUAGAAUUUUCUCAAAAGUGUUCUUUAUUUUCAACAUAAUUAAAUACCAAUAUAAUAUUUGUAACAAAAAUAAUGGAUGAUUUGAUUUAAAACCCCUCCCGGAAAUUUAAUCGAGCUUUGGAUAGGUGCCCAUUUUGCGUAAAUAUAAUUAUUGGUGCCCGCCAAUAAGUGUUCGUGUAAUAUUUGAUUGAUGUAAACGCGAACAGAAAUAUAUGAUUAUUGGCACGUUUAUUUUGUUUAUUACAGGAAUCGUGAGUUGGGGACACGGAUGCGCACGUCCAGGGUAUCCAGGGGUGUACACUAGAGUGGCCAAAUAUGUACCGUGGAUCAAAGAGAAUACCAAAGAAGGAUGCUACUGUUCCCAAUAACUCGUGCACGUACACGGCAGAUAUACGAGCCGUCCGAUUAAUAAUUAAUGCAAGAACGUUUAGUAAGACCGAUAGCGCAAACCGGUAAACAACGUCUAUUGGUUAACGGGCGACGGUCGGCGUUAUAACAAAAACUUAACGUUAUACCGUAGGAAUGGCCUUUAAUUUAUUUAAUUUAUUAUUAUUUAGUCGAGUAGGUAUGUUUACGAUAAAUUGAAGAUACCAUGUUAAGUCGUAGAUUAUUAAUGUUAUUUUUUGCGUACCCCAUAAGGUGAAAUAAUUGUAUUAUAUAAUAUCCAAAGACACCGAGAGAAACAAAUUACUAUUUAUUUGUUUCAUUUCGUACCUGUAAAUAUGUAUCAAAUACAAUAUACCCGA